This is a messenger RNA of Manduca sexta (tobacco hornworm), 5107 nucleotides long. Its product is annotated as zinc finger matrin-type protein CG9776. Gene Ontology annotation, biological process: negative regulation of DNA-templated transcription; positive regulation of DNA-templated transcription. NCBI's taxonomy places the organism in Eukaryota, Metazoa, Arthropoda, Insecta, Lepidoptera, Sphingidae. Gene Ontology annotation, molecular function: nucleic acid binding; zinc ion binding. The coding region runs from base 132 to 2801 and encodes 889 amino acids. The transcript has 14 exons. The record is from RefSeq and is a predicted model, not a curated record. Gene Ontology annotation, cellular component: nucleoplasm.
UAUAAUUUAUUAUCUGUGCCAUACAAAAUGGCGUACCCGGUUCCGCAAGCAAUGCGUUUGUUUUUUGUGGCGUAAAAUCGUUAUAACUAUCAUUGCAUUUUUAUUGUGAAAACUUUAAACUGUGAAAUAAGAUGUCACGCGACCACAGGUCAGGGUUUUAUAACAGAGACAGAGAGAGGGAUCUGGAUUGGAAUCGCGGUGACUACCGCGAUCGCCGGCCCGUAAGAAAACGCAGCAGAAGUCGCAGUACGAGUAACCUGGAUAAACGACGCAGCCGAACGCCCAGAAAGUCAGAUAAAGACAUCAUCGAUGAAAAUAUUUUGAGUGAAAUUUCCAAACUGCCAGAGCCUAGCGAGCUGUGGGAUAGUAAUCAAUUUCAAGACAGUAACUACUCGGCACCGCCGCCAUCAUUCCCCGCGGAGACUGUACAGCAACAUGGUCCGAGCACAGCAUAUGGCACGGGCUAUCAGUCGCAAUUCGCCGGCAUAUAUGAUGAAUUCAAUAACGUGCCACCAGCACCUGCACCGCCUGACAUGGCGAUCUGGAACCAGAUGUCCCUCCCUCCGCCGCCACAGGCGCCUCCCGCUCCUGUACUCAACAGUGAGGAUCAAAUUAAGAAAGAGGCCGCAAUAGAGUCGGAAAUGCGUCAGCAAAAGGCGGCUCUUUCGAAGCAGAGGGAAGACUACAUAAAGAAGGCAGGGAUACUUAAAAAGGAACUAGACACGCUGAAGGAUCAGCGCAACGAGCUUCGAGGCGACGCCAAACGGUCGCCGAGCCCCGACACCAAGAGGUUUUUGAAAGAGAACACCAAGCUGCAGUUGGAGAUCCAGAACAAACUGAAGACCAUCAACAAUGUGGUGGACAUGUUGAAUGGUAUAAUUGGUGAAGAAGUGCAGCUGGAGAUACCUGAUUUGGACGACUCAGGGGAACGCACCUCUAAGAGGAAGUCCAGGUCCCCAGCGGGUAACAAGUUCAACUACGUGUACUACGACCCGGAGAUGCACUGGUGCCGCGUGUGCAACGAGUUCCCGCCCACAGCCAAGGACUAUCUCAACCAUCUGCACUCGCCGGCGCAUCACAAAAAAUUUUCCAGGAUGGCUGCAGCCCACAUGGAGGCCCCGUGGCACAGCCUGAGCGGCAUGAAUGAAGGCUUCCCGAACUAUCCCUCGGCGCCUACCAAACGCACACCCAUUAGAGGGUUGCAAUUCUUCGUGCCUUCCACGGCGUGGUACUGCAAGCUGUGCGAUCAGUUCAUCGGCGAUCUGCACUGCGCCUCCGCACAUCUAAAGUCCAUAACGCAUUCAAAGAACUAUAACAAUUUCGUAGAUCAGAACCCGCACUGGGAGACAGACUGGAUGUCAGACAGACAGAAGGCAGUAGAGAAAGGCCGAGCCAGCAAAAAGAGUGAUCGUUCAGAAGAUAAGCAAGCAUACACCUCUCACACAAUUACCUUCCAUAAGGACGGGUUCCACACCAAGCACAAGGAGAGUCCCCCACACACGCCAGAGGACAAAAAGAAGAGGAAAGAAAAGAAACGAAAGAACAAGCGAAAGAGGAGUUCGAGUGACAGCUCCACCAGCUCCAGUAGCUCCGACAGUGAGCCCAAGAAGAAGAAGAAUAGAGGUAAAAAGAAGGAAAAAGACCACACGCCGGAUGACAAGUCGCUCAGCGAGUGGGUGUCGAACAUACAGAUGGACAGGCUAAACGACAACGACCGGAAACUCAUCGAUAGCCUUAAGAAUAGAAUAAAGAAAGACAAGGAAGACGAUAAGCGUCGGUCGCCGAGCCGCGGCAGUCGCGAGCGCGAGCUCUCCAUCGCAGAGCUGCAGCGGAGGUUGAGAGAAAGUGAGCGUCGUGACAUCCGUCCGCACGAGGAGAGGCGCCGUGACGAGCGACGGGACGACAGACGAGACGAGCGACGGGACGAGAGACGAGACGAACGCAGGGAGGAGCGGCGAGAGGAAAGAAGAGACGACAGAAGGGACGAGAGACCGCCACCGGGCGCCAAGAAACCGGAUAUUAAGAAGAUGCCGUUUAUUGGAAAAAUGCCAGUCUUUAAAAACUUAGCGAGACCUUCAAAGACUGACGAACAGAAAAAAGAAGAGCAGAAAAAGAAAGACGACCAAGAAAUAACUAAGAAAAGACGAGAAGAGAUGGACGCGGAGAUACAAAAGAAGGUGGCGGAGUUCAAGCAGAAGAUCGCGAAGGCGCAGCUGGAGCGGCAGCAGCAGUUGGAGCUGCAGGCGCUGGUGCUGCCCGCGCCGCCGUUCCUGCCGCCGCUGUCCGCGCCGCUGCCCGCCACGCUGGCGCCGCCGCUCACCACGCUGCCGCCCGCGCCCACGCUCCCAACGGCAGCGCCUCAACAACCACAACCGAACUUAUCAAAAGACUUCCAAGACGCGCUCGACAUUAUCUUCCCCACCGGAGAAGUGAAGAACCCAGAACUGCCCGGACAGGAAAUGUUCGCGAUGCCUCCUGGAUUCCCUCUCAUGCAGCCAUUCCCACCACUGGGACUGAUGCAGCCACAGAUGUUCGGAUUCGAUAUGAACGGGCAGUUGUUCCCCCCGAGGCCCCAGUUAUAUGACGCACAUGUUCCCCUAGUGUCGAGUCCCAAGCCCAGGCCACAGAAUAAGAAUAAUAAUAGGCAAAAACAAAAUGAAAUGAAGAAAAUACAGAAUCAAAACAAUCCGCAGCCAGGACCUGCUCCAAACGCGCCUAAGGAGAAUAUUAAGAACAAGGAAGAAUUGGAUGACUUGGCAAUGCUCGGUAUAGACGCUUCAGACGUCGGCGCCGGUAUUUAAGACAAACAACCUACUGACGUGAAGGACGCGUGCCACUCGUAAAUAUACACCAGAGUUCCCCACACUGGGUCAAAGUUUGGAUAUGAGAUAUUUUUUGCCAGGUUUGCUAUUCUGACACUUUACAAUUUAAUUUUAUCCAUUGUGUACAGGAUGCAUUUAUUUUUAAUAUAGUAACAGAGUGAGAUACAUUCCAUAUUUUCUGUCUCACUUUGUAUUGUAAUAAUUUUGCAGCAAAAAUGUAACCAUAAAAUUUUAUCAAGCUUCAGGAGCUUAGCCGGCAAACACACAGCUUCGAUUCUUUAAUAUUAAUUUAUCUUCGAUGGUGAUAAACAUCUUCAAUUUAAACCAUUGAUCAAAAUUCAUUAAAAAAAAAAUAAGCAAUUAAGGAAAGUUUUACUUUGGGCUUCCUUUUGUUUCAUAUUAUUUUGGCAGCCUUGAAAGUAAAGAAAUUGAAAUGGAAUAGCUAACAUAGCAGCUAUAGCUCAAUUCAAUUAAACUAAAGCCAUAGCCGUACAAUUUUAAAAUGUUAGACAACAAAAACAUCUAAGAAGUGUGUGGGGAAAAAUUGUGGUGAAUAUUAUCUUAGUCGCACGCCUAAUCACGUCGGUAGGUUUAUGGCGUUUAUUGUUUGUAGCCCUAGUGGCAGUUGGUGUAAGUGAUGUGUAAAACUAUAGUUAUUAAUGCGUACCAUACAGAGUCAAAUGCGGAUACGUUAGUGCGUGGUAACAAUAUUGAUGUGUAAGUUUAAUGUAGGAUGAAAUCCUAGCCUGACCAGGAAAUUAAAAAUCCCGGUUUGAGGGCGCCACUUGCUUUUUUCUUUAGUUAUUGCCAGUACACUAAAUUAGUUCGAUGUUUCACCACAACAUAGGACCUUGGCGCUUUUAUUAUCCUGGUAAGGCUACAAUAGAUUUAAUGAAGGAAGAGUGUAGCUUUCUAUUAAUGAAAUAUUUUUUACCUUGUUGUAUAAUUCUAGAAUUGACCUGUUACAAACUAGCAAACUUCAUAACAUUAGUGUAGAAAGCAGAUGAACGUGAUCACACGUCCGUCACGGGAGCUCGAGCGACAUCAGUCCAUUGCAAAUCAUAAUAAACUCAAUGAAUCUUCACACUGCCCGGAUACUGCACGAAUGCGUUCAAGGCAUAGUUGCAACUAGUACAAAUAGUGGCAUGAGUCGUGAACACAUUUGUUCAUGUGUCGAUGUCAAUAUUUCAUUCGAGGUUCGAGCUCGUUGUAUAUUUGCUUCUAUAUGCCAUAAAUUUUCGCCUAAUUUACAUACGCGUACAGACCCCACCACAGUUCAUCUGUACUUAUGACUUGUGCUGUUACUGUAGUCAUUUGAAUCAUUUGAGCGGCCUGAAGUUAGUUACGUUCUUCAGUUUUUACGUCAGCUGUCAACCACUAGACUGAAAUCAAUGGUAUCGCCGCCCGUGAUCGACUUCAGCUUGCUAUAAAAAUUAAUGAUAGCUAAAGUAGUAUACUACUUGUGCCUAUUUGUUUAUAAUAUGUACCCUCUUAUAUUUAACAUCAAUGUGACGUUUAAUUUUAAAAUAGGUUGUGUUACUGAUUUCUCGAAGUCAUUAGAGGAAGGUGGGUUAAAAUAGACAUUGUUUUUGUUUUAUUGUUUAAUAUUACCAUUUCAAAAGGUAAAAUCAGCCUUAGUAAUGAUUAUGGUUGUAAAAUGUAAUUUUUAUCGUAAAAUAUCUGCUCUUUAUUUAAUAACUUGUAUUUAUCCACCUUUUAAAUAAUUGUAUGUAGUGAUUGAUAUGUCUUAACAAAGACAUUAUUUAAAACAAGGUAUUACUCUUCAAGUACUUUUCCCUCUAAAUGUGGUGUAAAUUGUAUUAAAUAAAAAUGAAUGUAAUAUUUUUAAACCAAUUUCGAUCAUAACCUACGAUAUAACCUAUAAUGGCUAAGUAUGGAUACGAGGUAUAACUGUGUUGCCAAUUUUCAUGUUGCUGCUAGCUGUUAGGUAAUGUGGCGCUUUGUACAAAAUGUUUGCCAAAAAUAGUGUUAAUUCUCUGAUCUAGUAUAUCCGCUAGAAACCAUAGUUUUCUAUAUUUCAUUCUCAGGUUUAUUGAGUGAAAUAAGUACUUAUAAAUUGUGUAAAAAUCGGAAGAUAUUUUUUCCCAGUGUAGGAUAAGCUCGCCUAUUAAAUCGAGGAAAGGGAAUACCAAAAAUAUUGGUUUCCAGUUCACCCCUGCCUACCACUCUAAGGAGCAGGUUUGAUACAUUAUCAUGUUAUUAUCCCGAAUGGGACUGAUGUAAACUUGACUAUUUUAUGAAACAAUAAUAAAAACUUCUAAUUA